Aspergillus tanneri is the source of this 1839-nucleotide messenger RNA. It is a transcript of the gene AIP1, whose product is annotated as WD40 repeat domain-containing protein. Gene Ontology annotation, biological process: actin filament depolymerization; positive regulation of actin filament depolymerization. Gene Ontology annotation, molecular function: actin filament binding. The record is from RefSeq and is a predicted model, not a curated record. Gene Ontology annotation, cellular component: cortical actin cytoskeleton. Bases 1 to 1839 code for a protein of 612 amino acids. The transcript has 3 exons. Lineage: Eukaryota; Fungi; Ascomycota; Eurotiomycetes; Eurotiales; Aspergillaceae.
AUGUCGCUUACAAACGAGUCCAUAUGGGCCGCCAGCCCCUCUACCACGAGGGGUCAGCCCACUCAGCUCUCUUCGGACGCCAAAGGCGAGCGGCUUGCCUAUGCGGCGAAUAAAUCUAUCUUCAUACGCUCGAUCGACAACCCCUCCAUCGCUAGGCAAUAUACAGAGCACAAGGCGCAGACGACGGUUGCUCGCUUCUCGCCUUCUGGAUUCUACGUCGCCAGUGGUGAUGCCACUGGUUUGGUCAGGGUCUGGGACUGCGUCGGUGAUGGCAUCACCAAGGGCGAGUAUAGUAUCAUCAAUGGCAGAAUUAACGAUCUUGCCUGGGAUGGCGAAUCUCAACGCAUUAUCGCUGUAGGUGAUGGGAAGCAACGCUACGGUCACUGCAUUACAUGGGACAGUGGCAACACGGUUGGGGAGAUCUAUGGCCAUACGCAACAGAUCAACUCUGUUUCAAUCCGACAGCAACGACCUCUGAGAGCUGCCGCUGCCGGUGACGACAAAAAUAUGGUCUUCUACCAUGGAGUGCCGUUCAAAUUCAAUAUGGGUAUUCGUGAAAAGCACACCAAUUACAUUUACGGAGUGGGUUUUAGCCCCGAUGGUUCGACCCUGGUCAGUGUUGGUGCCGACCGGAAGAUCUGGCUCUAUGAUGGCAAGACAGGAGAAACCAAGGGCCAAAUCGGGGAGGGAGAACACAAGGGUAGCAUUUUGGGGGUGUCGUGGUCCAAGGAUUCCCGGAAGUUUGUGACCGCCAGUGCCGAUAGAACCGUCAAGAUCUGGGAUGCUGAAGCGGGUAAGGUCUCUCAAACCUGGAGCAUUGGCGAGGAAGGCAGCACCGAUGUCAAGAACCACCAGGUCGGCGUGGUCUGGCCCCCGAAUAGGAGCGACAAUCUCCUAAUCAGUCUGUCACUGAGUGGUGACCUAAACUAUCUCGAGGAGGGAACCCCUCAGCCCCGACAAGUCAUUCAAGGGCACCAGAAGAACAUUACCUCUCUGACAUCGUUCGGCUCUGGCAGCGACCAUGAAACGUUAUGGACGGGCAGUUUCGAUGGUAGGGUCUGCAACUGGGAUGUUCCCACAGGCACUGCGGAGGAAGUGGGAGGGGACAGUCCGAAGGCGUACAUCGCUGGCCUGACGCCCACUCGGGAAGGAGCCGGUAGGAUUUACAGUGUCGCCUGGGAUGACACCAUUCGAUCCGUUGACGUCGGAGUUAAAACAUACACUGGAGCCUCCUCCAAACUGUCCGGGCAGCCCAAGGGUGUAGCUGCUGGAGACGCCGUGGUGUUGGUUGGAACGCCAGAUAGCGUGGAUAUUUACAAGGAUGGGCAGAAAAUUGGCGAUUUCAAGCCCAACUCUUUGCUCACUACGGUGGCUGCUCAUGGUAGCACAGCCGCUAUUGGUGGCGAGGAUUCGUCCAUUCAAAUCUGCAGCAUUGUGGGCUCUAGGCUAUCCCCGAAGCUUGACAUUAAAACCUCUCGGAACCCGAUAUCUACCUUAGCUUUCUCACCUGACGGUUUCUUCUUGGCUGCUGGGGAUUCUCGGGGCCGUGUGCUCGUUUACAAAGUUGCAGACGGCAGUCUGGUCACCGAUCGCUGGACCGCCCACACAGCCCGGAUUACUUCUAUCGCCUGGAAGGAAGAUAGUACUCAUGUCGUGAGCGGAUCGUUGGAUACCAAUAUCUUCGUGUGGAGCCUGGCCAAUCCAGGAGACUGGCUGCAGGUAUCCGCUGCUCACAAGGAGGGCGUUAACGGUGUAGCAUGGAUCGCCGGCGGAUCAAAGAUCGCUUCCGCCGGUGCUGACGCUUCCAUCAAGGUGUGGAAGGUGGAAGGGUUGAAAUAA